UCUCCUCUUUCGUUUUCCGCUUUCAGAUUGAGUUUGACUCUUUGCCAGCCACCUCCUGCACUCUUUCUCUCUCUCUCCAUCAAUGGCGACACCAUACCUUCUUCUUCCUUUCUCUCUCUUCAAUCCCUUGAAGUAAAACCCCUCUUUGCUACCUCUGUCUCUCUCCAAUACGCAUCAAAUCUCAAAACCCUAGAUUUACCAAAAAAGUUCUUCUUCUUCUUCUCUUAUGUUCUUGUUUCUUCCAUGUUUAUAUGGAAUCAGGUAACAGUGAAAGCUUACAAUCUUCAAGCGAUGAACACGAAUCUUCAUCAACAGGAGCUGCAGCUGAUCACUCCACUUUUUUCCUCCCUCCAUUCUCCUCUUCAUCCUCCUCAUCCUCAGCCUUCUACAGCGGCCCAGCAACCCUCUCCUCCUCCUCCUCCUCCACCACCACUUACCAAAACUUCAUCAACAAUCUCAUCUCCGAUGACAUUAUCAACCAAACCCAUCUCCUCUCUCAUCCACCACCACCACCACCACCACAGCCUCCUCCUCCGCCUCCUUCUUCCUCCUCCAGAAACCCUAGAAAACGAACAAGAGCUUCAAGAAGAGCACCAACCACUGUUCUCACCACCGACACUUCUAACUUUAGAGCAAUGGUUCAAGAAUUUACUGGCGUCCCUGCAUCUCCUUUCUCUCACCCUUUCUCCUCCACUACUCGCCGCUUCGAUAUUUUUCGGUCUCCGUCCUCCGAUCAUCCUCUUACUUUCAACCCUUUUCGUCCAAUCCCUCAAAAACCUCAUCAACAACCUUUGAUCCCUUCAUCAUCUUCUUCUUUGCUUAACCAAUUUAAUAACCACACUUCUAUUUCAACAAACUUUCAAUCUCUUACCGAUUUACCCCUCCCUCAAUGUGACCAAGUUUCUACAUUUCAGUCUCUUUUAUCUCAUCAACAUCAUCAUCAUCAUCAUAAUCAAACACUUUUCUCUCUUCACGAUCUUGACUCAAUGAACCUCGGAGCAUUACACCAAAAUCAAAAUCACACUCCAACGGCUGAUGAUGACCACCAGCUGAUGAUGAUAAGACAGCUCUCGGAGUUUGAUCGCCGGACGGAAAAGGGACAAGACUCUUCUUCUUCAGCUCCGAUCAAAGGCUCUUCAGGUACUACUACUACAACAACAACAACACUUGAUCCAUGGAUUUGCCAUACAAAUUCAACCAAUAAUUGAAUACCGUAUAUCGUAUACAUCAUUUUAUAAUUAUUGAUUUUAUAAUUAAACCAUAUCUUACAAUCUUAAAUUCUCUUAUAAUCAGAUUGUAAUC
Eutrema salsugineum is the source of this 1302-nucleotide messenger RNA. RefSeq names its product putative protein TPRXL. The transcript has a single exon. The record is from RefSeq and is a predicted model, not a curated record. The coding region runs from base 252 to 1208 and encodes 318 amino acids. Lineage: Eukaryota; Viridiplantae; Streptophyta; Magnoliopsida; Brassicales; Brassicaceae.